This is a messenger RNA of Schizosaccharomyces octosporus yFS286, 1589 nucleotides long. RefSeq names its product ethanolamine-phosphate cytidylyltransferase. The record is from RefSeq and is a predicted model, not a curated record. The coding region runs from base 256 to 1344 and encodes 362 amino acids. Gene Ontology annotation, cellular component: cytoplasm. Gene Ontology annotation, biological process: phosphatidylethanolamine biosynthetic process. Lineage: Eukaryota; Fungi; Ascomycota; Schizosaccharomycetes; Schizosaccharomycetales; Schizosaccharomycetaceae. The transcript has 2 exons. Gene Ontology annotation, molecular function: ethanolamine-phosphate cytidylyltransferase activity.
UGGUUGUGUAAUUGUCACGUUCAACUCAGCUUUCUUUAAACCCUCCAUUCAGUCUUUUAUUUGUUCUCGUUUUUUUAGAAAGGUUUGUUUAAAUAUUUAAACUAAAUUUUACCCAUUUUCUUAAAUAAAUUUCGACUACAAUCCUGUUGGUAAAGCUGUCUCAUACAAACAAACAAACACUCCGUUACCUCUCCAAAAUUGUCCAAAAACUAAAGCCAACGAGUCUUUGUAUAAUUUAUACUUAAAACGACAGGAAUGUCUUAUAAUAGAAGAUUAUGGUUUGACGGUUGCCUAGAUUUCUUUCAUUAUGGACACACCAAUGCAAUUCUACAAGCUAAGCAGUUAGGUGAUCAGCUAGUUGUAGGUGUUCAUUCUGAUGAAGAAAUCACACUUAAUAAAGGCCCUCCUGUACAAGACUUAAGCGAAAGAUGUCUCGCAGCGAUUACUUGUAGAUGGGUGAAUGAGGUUGUUCCUUAUGCGCCAUAUGUAUUCGACCUUGCUUGGAUGAGGAAGUACAAUUGCCAAUUCGUGGUACACGGCGAUGAUAUAUCCACUGACGCUGAAGGAAACGAUUGUUAUCGUCAUGCGAAGGCUGCUAAUCAAUACCUUGAAGUCAAGCGUACAGAUGGAAUCAGUACUACAGAACUACUAGACCGACUAUUAACCGCGGCACCAAUAUCAACCUACACUAUAUCUCCAUCAGAUCUUAUGACUUAUGAACCAUUUUUAAGGAAGUUUGCUUCUGCUUCAAACGGAAAAGAUCCGGACGUCAGUAUUUAUAUGCAUACACCUAGUGGCCCUGAAGAAAUCAUUUCAGGCGUUUUCACGAAUAAGAUACGGUUGGUCAAGUCCCCGAUAUAUCUUGACGGCGAUUGGAGUUUAUUCACUGGAAACCAUAUGAAAGCAUUGAAGGCUUGUGCAGAAACAUUCCCGACUUUACCGAUAGUCGUCGGAAUUUUUGCAGAUGACAAAUGCACUGAAAAACCAGUGUUAAACCUUUUAGAGAGGACGCUUAAUCUUCUACAGUGUAAGUAUGUUUCGGCUGUUAUUAUCGAUCCUCCCUCUGUAAAAAAUUGGGAUAUGGUUAAAUUCUUGAAAACGAAGUUUGGAGACCUUAUUGAAAAUGUUUCGUAUCCAAACUUUUUUGUAAAGGAUGAAGAUACUUUUCAAGUCACUCUAGCAGAGAAGCCAACUGAAAGCUUUCAUAUACUGGACAAACGAGGAUCGGAAGCAAUUAAACAGCGAAUUUUGUCAAGAAAGCAGGUAUUUGAAGAUCGCCAACGCAAGAAGCUAAAAAAGAACGUAUUGGAAAAUACCAACAUUCAAGCAAGCAUUACCAGUUGAUUAAUAUAUCUAAUUAACUCUACUCUCUACAAGAUGUCUCAACUUAAUAUUGCAUUAAGCAUGUGACUUCCUCAUCAUUUAAAACGGGAACAUGAGACCCCAAAUUAAAAACUAAAAAAAAAGUAAAAUAAAAUAAAACAUAGGUAUUAUACACUCAUCUUCAUCUUAAUAGGGCCCCAAGGUUCGUAUCCUUCAAUGAUAAAGUCUUCUAUACUGAACUUAUCAAUUUUUCCAAUUUCACUUGC